Porites evermanni is the source of this 6809-nucleotide messenger RNA. Lineage: Eukaryota; Metazoa; Cnidaria; Anthozoa; Scleractinia; Poritidae. The record is from the annotation of a GenBank genome assembly.
AAAUUUCUUGAGAAUGUUCAAUACUACACAACAAUGCUCAAAACACAAGAUGCUAAAACUGUUCUGGAGCCUAUAAACGGGGUUCUCAACUCGGGAGGUGGCAUUGUAGAAAUUAAGAUCGAUGGCUCCUUAAAGUUAAAACCUGAAGACGUAAACCAGCGUCUAGAUACCUUUUGGUCAGCAUUACAGCCAAAACUGAAUCUAAUGGUCCAGCCAUCAGCAUAUGCUGAUAUCUUUGAUCAAAAACGUGAGAAAGACACAAUUCGUCUCUUCAUCAGAGCAACAGAGCAUUUUUGCACAGUGGACUACAAUUUGUAUUUACCUGGUGAUGCAGGACUGUUGCUACCCCAGAAGCAAAAAGUGGUCGAUUUAUUGUCUGAGAGAGAUUCAUUUAAGAAAACAGAUAGUCCUCAGGUUCCUUUAAAAGACCUUAUUUCUUUGGUUCCUGAACAAUUCAUGUAUAAGGAGGUACUGAAUUUUCAUGAAUCCAAACAAGUGCAGCUGAAAUACUACACAUCGAAAAAUGAACUUUUUCACAACAGUAACGGGAAAGCUCGAAAGGAAAUUGCAAAACACAUCUCUUCCUUUGGAAAUGGAAUUGGAGGCGUAAUUCUCAUUGGUAUUAAAAACAAUGGAGAGGUACAUGGCCAAGGUACGGAAACGGGUUCAAAAGAAAAGUUGGAGAGUGGAUUCAACGAGAUGGUCAAAGAGAUGAGCAAGACGUGGAGCUUUACACCCACGCAGGGGAAACAUUGGGAUGUUACGUUCGUUCCCGUCACUGGUGCCGAAGAACCAAGGUCUGUGAUAGUAAUACAUAUAGCUGGCAUGCAGAACCUGGGUGGCAUUUUCACAGAAUGCCCAAAGAGCUUUGAACUGCAGGAUGGUUCUGUAAGUGGUGGAGCAGAGAAGGUUGUCAUGCUUAGUUUUAGUCAGUGGAACAAGAGAAUGCUCAAAGACACAUGCAAAGGUGAAAGUGAAGGUGAGUACAUUCAGUUACAUGGCCAUCACUGACUAGCUUACCUAAGGUGAUAAGUAAUUUUCUCAGGGAUAUAAAGUGAUUGUUAGUAGUUCCAUUAGCCUGUUUGUGAGUGGCAUGCAUUUGAAGUGGAAGAGAGAAAGUGAAAGAAUGGGAGAAUGGGAUGGACAUGCACGGAGGUGAGAAAGGGUUCACAUCCAGGUUCUCAUGCACCCUGAUUCCCUCCACUUCAAAUUUGGUCCAACUCACACAUGUCCUCUAAUCCUGACCACCCCUCAACCUGCUGAUAACAUGGUAAUCUUCUGCAAACACAAACCUUUUUCCAUCUUGUUGACAUUUUUGUUGAUAACAAUUGACAAUUUAUUGGCUGAUUAAAUAAUGCACUAGCUAGUAUACACUUUAUUAUGCCACAGUGGUCAGGUUGAAAAUUCCAGAAAACUGUUUUCUUCUUUCUUAUCGAAGACGCGGAUUCUAGUCUGUGUUUGAAAAUUUUAAUCACAGUACACAGUUAAGAAGACGAAAAAUCGACUGACAGAGAUUCGAGAUAAGAGAAAACAAGUGAUUCCUUCAACAAAUAUUAGCAAACAUACCUGCACCUGAUCAUCUUAACAAGCUCCUUGGCCAUUUGCAGUGUUUUUUUUUUCAAAGACCAAUGAAAGAAAGAUGGAAGCGACUUCGAGCCAGACACAAUGUCCAGUUUUUGAAAGACUCCAGCGUCACAUUAGCGAGGGAAUUGACUGACUAAACUUUUUCAACAUGGCACAUUUGCAUCUUAAUUUUGCUUUCAAUGGAAAGCCUUUAUAAUGUGUGCUGUUGUUUCCGUGAGCCAAUUAAAACUUUCAUUUUCUAACACCUGUCAAAUGACUGUCAAAUUUGCUUGUCUUGCACUUGUUUCCGGUCCCUCAAACAGGAAGCCAUAAUAAUAAAAAUCAAAUAUGUGAUGGAUAAAGUCAAUAUGAUACUUCCAUGGAAGAUCCGAAUCAAUCAUUAUUCCCCAAUUUUUAGCAAAGUCCUCCAUCUCUAAUUUUUACUCAAGUAUUUGAAGUUGGACUGAAGUACUUGAUCUGAUCUUUAAUAUUUCUGGCAUAUAUGUAUUAUUUGGUUGGUUUAUUGGCACACGUUUAAAAAGCUACAAUCUAGGACAAAAAUGUCCAGAAUAAUGGCCGUUGCCAGGUUUAGUUUCCAAAUAAAACUUUUUAAAAUACUGGCAAAAGAAAAUAACACACAAAGUUGAACUCGGGCUGGAUCUUUUCUCCCCCUGACUGAACAACAUUGAUCAUCAGACAUGGUGGGUUGGGGGAAGGGUUCAUGGUGGUAACAAAUCUGUAGAAUGCGUGUCCGAUGGGUGAGUAAAACUUUUUUUUUUCAAGGUUGUAAAGUGGUCAAUUUCUGGAAGACAGUAAAACUCCACGACUAAGAUCCUGAAUUUUAAGAACCUGUUAGGCUAAAGUUUGCCAGUUAGGCCUCCUCUACAAAACAACCUGUUUAGCCAAAAAUUUGGAACAGGUUCUUAUUUUCUAAAAUCUAUGAAAAAAAUUCUGUACACUUGGGCAGUUAUUAGAUAAGUCAGCAUUCAGAAUCCUCUUUGGAGACAUAAGUGCCUUAUCACUCCAACUGCAAUUUAAACACCGGUGCGGUGAUUAUGCUCAAUGCUUUAGUUCUUCUUUUAAUGGUUAUUUUUUCAUAUCUUCAAAUUUGGUAUGCAGAUUUUAUAUGAGGAACAAGCCGUUUCCAUUACUCUAUUUGGGCCACGCCCAAAUAAUUAGGUGAAAAAACACAACACGCAAUACAAAAACAAGUACAUCAACCGUCACCCUGCUAAACAAAAUUGAAAUAAUAAAAGGAAUGGUUGCAGUUAUCACAGUAGUUCCAAAAAAAGCCUCAGUCCCUUUUGGUUUCAGUUGUUGACAAUCGUCUCUUCCUUCAUCGGAACAGAUUUUUAUCACAGGCAACUCGCUGUAUUCCGCAAUGCAAAAAUCAAAAUCACUAUUGUCACACUGAUAACCAGCUACACAAAUCUUGCGACUCUCAAACUUGUUCAACAUUCCUCUGUUCAACCUCUUAUCCAUUUUACACGUACACUCCUGAUAUUCCGAUUUGUUAUUACGUCUAUGGGGUCCAUGAAUCUUUGAUGUCUUGAAUGUCUUGAUAAUUUCCUUUGUUUUUCUUUGAGUUCGCGGACCAGCCCAUUCCGAAAACACUCAGUGUUAUUUUUUAGUGUGGGCCUACCGCGAACAGUGUGUGCAUUUGUACGAUAUCCAAAUCGUCCCUCAUUGGAUUAUCCACUCGACCUAACAAAAUCGACCAAUCACAAAAUAAGGAAAAGAAAAUGGACAUAAAAUAAAGAAAACAGCAAAUUCAGAUAACCUCUUAGGAAACAUGCAAUUAAAACUGUCUUUCUAUGAUUGGUGCAUUUCGAUCCUCUCGUCAAGAAAAUGUUAGACGUCAAUCAUCUUAGCGGACCUCUUAGGAAACGAAAGUUUUCUUCAACAGGUCCAAAAGGUCAUUGUUUAUGAUUUGUGAUUGGUGGAUUUCGAUCCGUUUUUUGAGUUUCUGUGUUUCAAGGUUCGUUGCUUGUAAUCUUAUUGUGACCAAAACCCGUCGUUAAUAUUCCAAUUAUUUUUGAUAGAUUUCAUCCCUGGACUUCAGACUUCCAAAUUUCAAUGAGGCAACAAUACUGAAGAUUCAGAUUAUUUUUUGAGAUCGUAAAAGUGCGAUUAAGUGCCGUGUGCUUGCAGAGCGUUCUUACCCACAUGCCUCUUACCUUGUACAAGACGUUCGCAUGCCAGACAUUCGCCUCGCUUCGCUUGUUUACUUGCCUUGUUUACAUUAGCACGUAUUGCGUGCCUAUUGCACAUUUGCGUCAAAACAAGCCGUUUCCAUUACUCUAUUUGGGCCACGCCCAAAUAAUAAGCUGAACCACUAAAUGCUCUUAGCUAUAUUGUUUUUCAUCAGAAAUUAAGAACCUAUUUAAGAACCUUAAUAGCUUAAACGUGUGCUAACUAACAAUUACAUAAGAACUCGUUUAGGCUAACUUGGAAAAAUCCAGGUUCUUUGUCGUGGGGUUUUACUGUAAUGUUUUUAAAGCCUUAACUUAAAACUGUAUGUGAAGGGCUUGAAAACUGACCGACAUGAACUUUUUUUCUAAGGUACCAGGAAAGAAAGGGAAAAAUUUCCAAGCAUGGUAAAACUUUUAGAAGGACCUUUGCGGACUGUCCGAGGUGCUGUUGACGAGAUUGUGGAAGAGUUCUUUCCAGGUAUUUUUCAGUAAACUGUUUGUAGAUCGUCCUUACCUCUUCCCAAAGUAAUGACAUACACUGUUUCAUUAUAUAUAAUUUUUUUUGAUGCAUACUAGGCUAGUGUUAAAUUUUCAAAGCUGUAAAUUGUGUCAUAGGGACCUUCUUGACUGUUGCCUUGCUUGAGGUUGUUUCUAGUUUUUUGCAGGCCAGAUCAGAAAGUAUGUAACUGAUAGUUUAACCUUUUUCUCUAUUUAUUAUCAAACAUCAGUCACAGCUUUCUGAUUGUCAACACCCAUCCAAUAUACAAUGUAAUAAAGUAUUGUACAUCGAAAGCUGAAACUAGGCAAGGUUAGGAAACAUCUACAUCUACACUUAAUUAAGUCGGUAAAAAUCGCGACAUAUCACACCAACUGUUUAAAAAACGAAAUUAUGCAAUAAUAUAAAAUCUGAAUAAAACUAAUACAAUGGAAUAUUAAAAAUUAUUAACUAACUUAGGUUUAAAACUAUCUACGGGCGUUUGGUAUGAUUAUCAUUCAUUACAUUGUGUUAAAUAAUACGACUUCCUUCGUUUGCAUUGUAUUGUAAAGUUCAGUUACAAAAGCACUUAUUUUCUGUAAAGAAAGCUGUAGCAUGUUUUGAUAAUAUUAUACUCGGGGUUCUAUCCAGGGUAUUUGAGGGUUAGAAGCUUCCCCCCCGAAAUGCCCAGCUUCCCACCCAAAAAUAUUGUUAUCAUUACAGUAAAUAAGUAACUAUAUCGGAAAAAUCAUCCAAACGCGACAAGGUCAGUGCACACACUGUAACAUUUUUCAAAAUUGUGUCUCAAAAUGCACCAGAUUGCAUCUUAGCGCGUAUUCAUUUCCAAAAAUUUUCGUGGGAGCAUGCCCCCCGACCCCCCCUAGGAAGAAAACUCUACAAAAACUUAAAAAGAAAAUAGAUAAUGUAAUGAAUCGAUUUAAGGGUUAAGUACCGAGUGCUAAACAAGAGAUUAUAUUCCAUGUAAUGUUCUAAGAAUUACUCAAAUCAUGAGGACCUUCUCCUUGAGUAACAAAUGUGCAGUUCGUCACAAUGAACAGAAUUCCUUUAUCACCACACAUAUUAAGUAAAUGGUCCGCUGUUUUGUAAUCAGUGUCUAGAAAGUCAGAUCAUUUUGGGCUCUGGGCCCCGUAUGCUUAUGUUAUUUUUCCUGUUAUUGAGAGAUGCGUGACUGCAAAGGGAAAUGACAGAAAAAUAACACACCCGUGUUACUGUUAAACAACUUGUGUUGCACUGCAGCUAAUUGCGAUAUUAUGUUUUGUUUUGAAACCAACCGUCCCUGUUGACUUGAGUUUAUUGAACGUAUGUAGCUUGCAUAGCUGGAGCUUUUGUUGGGAAGGGGGUGAUGGAGGGGCGUGCGUGCGAGAAUGGGACUCAGUCGCCUGACAAAACCGCAAAACUCUGUAAAAAAAAAAGCAAGUGAAAAAGAAGGUUAUAUGUUGGUGUCAUUUUUUACAUUUUCCAUUCAUUCACAAUUUUCACAUAGACCAUAAUGCAUCUUGUUUACCCCCCGCCCCCCAAAUUUUGCAUAACCAUCAUUUCCAAUUUCUCCUGGGCAUUACAGUCGUCCGAAGAGAAAUCGAAGAGAAUGGUUAUGCAAAAUUUUGGGUGGGGGCGGGGGGGUAAACAAGGUGCAUUAUGACCUAGUUGAAGAUGGUGAAUUCUACAAAUAGAUAUGCGCCAUCGUGACUUAAGAAGUGUCAUUUUUUGCAGGUACCCAGAGUAAACACUCUUAAGGUCUCCUCAUGCUAACAGCAUUUGUGCAUAAGAUUGUAUCGCGGUUAACAAGGUUUGAUUGUGUCUUUGUCAUUUUUUAUUUAGUUGGGCCCGGAUGUCAAGUGGUACCUGAUGGGUUUGAAUCAAACCUCCCAGAAGAAGCAAAAGAAGUGAUACGAAAAAUAAAAGGACAAACCACGAACGGCCUUCUUGUAACUUCCUCCUCAAUACUGUCUGCUGUCCAAAAAGGAGGGCAACGUAAAGAAGAUGGGGUUAUAUGUGACUUACUCCUCUUAAGUGAAUCGCUUGGACGGCUCCACCUUAUCUCCCUUGUCAGCAGUGGAUCACAAGAUCAGUUCUUCCCGCAUGCCCGUGCUACAGCCAAAGCUGUGAAGAAAGCCUUAGUGAGGAAUGGCGGUUGCUAUGAAAAGUUUUACAUCACCUGCCAGGUGGUGCUUUGUGACAAAGUAGGAACUGGGCCACUUGAUAUAUCGUCUCCAGACAAUCGAUAUCCUGAUGAGUAUCAUCUCCGUUCAUCGCCCCAAGAGUUAGUGAAGAUCAACAAAAUCCUGCAGUCACUAGUGAUAGUUUUGGCGCAGUUUCCUUCUUUUCUUUCCAACAAACAGGGGUUAAAAUUUCUUAACUUGCUGACAAAGGAACAGUUUGUGUUGCUUCACAAAAAGAUUGACGAACACAGAGAGCUAUGGAUUCAGGGUGUAGCUGGCACUGGAAAAACCGUAAUGGCUUUAGAGUUUAUUAGAAGGCUCCCCAUCCGUUUCCACAACCUUAAACCUGAAAACAUACUGUACGUUUGUGAGACACCUGCAAUGCUUCGCCAUAUAAGG